UACCAAAUUAGCCAUUGAGAAGUGACUGAUGAGACUAAGGAGCUUUAAGAGUUCAAAUUGCUGUAAUUGCUUGCAUCAUAGAUAGAGGAAUUUAUUGGAUAAGUUAGAAAUACAACGAUCUUUUGUCCCCAAAAUAUGCCUUAUUUGAGCAGGUUGACCUUCUCUGAAGUAGUACCCAAGAAUGCUUAUCUCCUAGCGUAGAAAAGAAGAAACAUUUGUGAGAUCUGGAAACGCUGAAGUUUAGUUUUAGAUAAGCAUUAGUGUGGCUGAAUAGUGCUGCAAAUAGGCGUACUACAUUGAAGAGUGCACAUAAAGUAUUUAAUUAAAAAUGUGAAACGUUGAAAGCCCUUCCGGACUCGCUUACUCCCACUCCACACUUCCCAUUUUAUAGAUAUUAUUGUUUUUAUGUAGAAUGUAUUAUACAUAAAAGGGAAGGAAUAUAUGGAGGAUUAUGGGCAGUCAAGAUGCGGUGAAAUGAGCUCAGUGCACAUGUCUUGAGCCCAAACAAAACACCCAUAGUCAACAAGUUUUGACUCUCUCCAUCACUGCCAUUUUUAGGCCUAGAAGCAAAAACAUGGAGCUUCAAGAAUUUGGUGACUCCAUCGAGGAAAAUAGCAAUUGCCAUGAUCCGCUUUUUCCUAAUCCUACUUCAUUUCCCUUUGUUCUUUCCUUUCAUAACCUCAGCUAUAGUGUUAAAGUUCGACGCAAACUGACAGUACUUCCUAGGUGCUUGAGGAGAACUAGCUGGGAUGGCAAGUUGCCAGGGGAAAGCACAGAUGAGGACAUGAGUCGCACGAAGGUAUUGUUGAAUGACAUUUCAGGGGAAGCAAGGGAAGGUGAAAUCAUGGCGGUCCUUGGUUCUAGUGGCUCGGGAAAAUCCACGUUGAUCGACGCCCUUGCAGACCGUAUAGAAAGGGAAAGUCUUAAAGGUAGUGUAACAUUGAAUGGUGAAGUUUUGGAGUCCAAGUUUCUAAAAAUGAUCUCAGCUUAUGUUAUGCAAGAUGACCUCUUGUUUCCCACGUUGACAGUCCAAGAAACCCUCAUGUUCUCAGCCGAAUUCCAUCUUCCAAGGACUUUAUCUUGGUCUAGCAAGAAGUCAAGAGUUGAAGCAUUGAUCGAUCAACUAGACUUGCAAAAUGCUGCUAAUACAAUGAUUGGAGAUGAAGGCCACAGGGGAGUGUCUGGCGGAGAACGCAGGCGUGUUUCAAUUGGAAUAGGAAUCAUUCAUGACCCUAUUCUCCUAUUUCUUGAUGAACCUACAUCAGGACUUGAUUCUACUAGUGCUUAUAUGGUGGUCAAGGUUUUGCAAAAAAUAGCUCAAAGUGGAAGCAUUGUGAUCAUGUCAAUUCACCAGCCAAGUUACAGAAUCCUCUGUUUGUUGGACCGUUUGAUCUUUCUUUCAUGUGGUCAAAUAGUUUUUGGCGGUUCACCUACAAGCAUUCCCCAGUUUUUUGCUGAAUUUGGGACCCCAAUUCCAGAAAAUGAAAAUUGGGCAGAGGUGGCUUUAGAUUUCAUACAAGAACUAGAAGAAACUCCAAAUGGAACCAAGAAUUUGGUGGAAUUCAACAGAUCAUGGCAAAGAGAAAAUCCAGCUUGCACCAGCUUUUUCAAUGGACCUAAACCAUCGUUGCAAGAUGCCAUAAGUGCAAGUGUUUCAAGGGGAAAAUUAGUCUCAGGAGCAACAAAUAUCGACCACAAUAUUUCUUCCUUAGACGUCCCAAAAUUUGCUAAUCCAUUCUGGAUGGAAAUGGUUGUGAUAGCAAAAAGAUCCAUACUUAAAUCCAUGAGAAUGCCUGAGCUGUUUUACGUUCGUUUUGGUGCUGUUGUUGCAACUGGGAUCAUUCUAGCCACACUCUUUAGAAAACUGGACAAUUCCCCAAAAGGGAUUCAAGAAAAGCUAGGUUUCAUUGCCUUUGCCAUGGGUUCAAUCUUUUACAUAUGUCUUUACGCCAUGCCAGUCUUCCUCCAAGAAAGGUACAUUUUCAUGAGAGAGACAGCAUAUAAUGCUUAUCGCCGUUCCUCUUAUGUUCUCUCCCAUACCAUCAUCUCGCUUCCUUUACUAUCUGUCCUCUCCCUUACGUAUGCUUUAACAACUUAUUGGUUAGUCGGUCUAGCAGGUGGCUUUUCGGGGUUUAUUUUGUUCUUCCUCUUCAUGUUUUCCACAUUUUGGGCUGCUAAUUCCUUUAUCACAUUCCUCUCAGGAGUUAUUUACUCUGAAAUGGUUGCUUACACAGUAGUCACCUUAAUUUUGGGUUGGUUUAUGUUGUUAAGUGGCUUGUUCAUUGACCGAGAUCGGAUCCCCCCUUAUUGGAUAUGGUGUCACUAUUUAUCUCCACCAAAAUACCCUUAUCAAGGUGUUUUACAGAAUGAAUUUGAUGAUCCAUACAAGUGUCUUGUAAAGGGUAUCAAGAUUUUUGACGCCUCGCCGUUGAAGGAUGUUACUGAGUCGUUGAAGAUAGAGUUGCUUCAAGACAUGAGCAAGAUCUUGGGGAUGAACAUAACAAACUCAACUUGUUUGACAACAGGAAUAGAUAUAUUGAAGCUAACCGCGGUGAAUGAUUUAGACAAGUGGACUGACUUGUGGAUCACCAUUGCUUUGGGAAUAUUCUACAGGAUUCUCUUCUAUUUUGCUUUGUUGAUUGGAAGCAAAAAUAAGAGGCGCCGAGUACUUUUUUGAGGAAGAAUAUCUUGACAAAAUCUUUCAAGAAGCAAGGUAGUCAAACUCAACUAGAAAAAUGGAGAUUUUCUUGUUUGAAAUUUGCAUUUUGUUUGUCUCUCACAGAUUUGAGAUAGUUAUGUCUCUACAUUUAUUUUGAAGUUUAAGGUAGACCUUUUGUAGGUCAAGAGACAAAAUUUUGUCCAUUAUGGACAUGUUUCUUUGUUCAAACACCAUGUCAUGUUUGCCUCCAAUUAACAUAAUUCAGAAAUUUAAAGUCA
Molecule: messenger RNA, 2937 nt
Organism: Nicotiana attenuata
Lineage: Eukaryota; Viridiplantae; Streptophyta; Magnoliopsida; Solanales; Solanaceae
Product: ABC transporter G family member 20-like
Exons: 1
Coding region: 575-2677 (700 amino acids)
Cellular component (GO): membrane
Molecular function (GO): ATP binding; ABC-type transporter activity; ATP hydrolysis activity
Source: RefSeq, a predicted model, not a curated record